Prosopis cineraria is the source of this 1716-nucleotide messenger RNA. Its product is annotated as stemmadenine O-acetyltransferase-like. Bases 124 to 1173 code for a protein of 349 amino acids. NCBI's taxonomy places the organism in Eukaryota, Viridiplantae, Streptophyta, Magnoliopsida, Fabales, Fabaceae. The record is from RefSeq and is a predicted model, not a curated record. The transcript is spliced from 2 exons.
UUUUGUAUUAUUUCAAGCUCUCUUGAUUCUCUCCCAAAACAACCAAACCUUGACCGUCUUGCAGUUGCUCUUAGCUGAUUUUUGUUUCAUUUUCACAAAAAUCUUCUAUACAGUGUCUGAGAAAUGGCGGAAGCUAAGGUUGAGAUUGUAUCCAAAAUCACCAUAAAGCCAUUUUCUCCAACACCAAAUCACCUCAAACACUUCAAAUUUUCUCUUCUUGAUGAGUUAGCCCCUCCUCCUUCUGUUUACAUUCCAAUGGUUCUGUUCUACUCUGCUGAUGAUGAUCAUGAUUUUCCCAAAAUGUCACAAAAGUUGAAGACUUCUUUACCAGAAGUUCUCACUCUCUACUAUCCAUUCUCUGGAAGAAUCAAAGGAAACAAAGGAAAUCUCUAUGUUGAUUGCAAUGACGAAGGUGUACUUUACCUUGAAGCAAGACUUCCCUCAAAGCUCUCAGAUUUUCUCGAGUAUAAUACGAACCAACAACUCAAAGAGGUAAAAGGGUUUCUUCCAUUAGAUCCCUAUACACCUAAACAUGACGAUGAUGAAGAAGAUCGCCGCGUAAUGGCUGUUCAGGUCAGUGAAUUUGGUUGUGGAGGUAUAGCUAUUGGUGUUUGCAUCUCACACAAGCUUUGUGACGGAACAACAGUAGCUUCAUUCCUCCAAGCUUGGUCUCAAAAGGCAAUGACAGAUCAUGCAAGUGACGUGGCUUCUUCUUCUUUGCCUCUUAAUAUGGAAGCUUCUGUUCUUUUUCCAUCCAAAGGCAUAGAGAUUGACAUCAAUGCCAUGAUAGGUGAGAAGAGUAUUACAACGAAGAGAUUCUUGUUCAGUGAGGAUAGCUUGUGUAGGCUAAAGGAAGAAAUUUCAAGAGGAUUUAGCUUUAAGCCCACUAGGGUUGAAGCUGUGACAACUUUGAUUUGGAAAUCCGCUUUAGAAGCUGCAAGAACCACAGAGACAACUCACCAAAAUAGUUCAUUCAUCUUACAUGCUGUGAACAUACGUGGCCGAAUGCUGUCGCCAUUGCCGGAGAAUUCUUUAGGUAAUCUCUUUGUACCUGCCAUUUCCCCAUUGCUUGAGGUUGACAAAGAAAUGAAGGUGGGGCUACAAGAUUUGGCAGAAGAAGUGAGGAAAACCAUCAAAAUGGUUGAUGGGAAUUAUGUGAGUAAGUUUCAAUGAGAAGGUGAAGAACUUAAUGAAAUGCUUGAAUCAAUGUUACAAAUGUUGUUUCUAGUGACAGAGAAAGGUGUUCCUUGUUAUAUCUUCAGUAGCUGGGUGAGGCUUGGCUUCUAUGAAACAAACUUCGGAUGGGGAAAGCCAACAUGGGUUUGUACUAUUGGAGUGCCUGCAAGAAAUGUGAUCAUUUUGAUGCCAACAAGUUAUCGGGAUGGAUCAGGAAUAGAGGCUUGGGUCAAUUUGAAUGACGAUCAUAUGCUCCAAUUCCAAAAUAAUCCUCUACUUCUUCAAUAUGCUUCUUUCGAUCCUUAAUCUCUCACCAACACUUAAUGAAGAAUUAGAAAUUUGUAAUGACGAUUAAUGACAUACAUUAUUAAUAUAGGAUCGAAUGAGUAUUUGCUAAUUAAUUAAGUUGGUGUCGGCGUGUGGAGUAGUAUAUUUAUUAAUUCGGGUAUUGUUAGCUGAGCUUCAUUUUAUAUGUGAGUUGUUGGUUAUGUAUUGAAUUAUCGAUAAAAAGUGAUCAAGUAAUUAUAUGUUUUUUUGUCU